UGUACUAUAUAUAAACUCCUUCCUUCACCCAUACUUUUUACCAUUCACCGCCAUGCUACCACCACCACCACCCUCCUCCUCCUCCUCCCUUCUCUGACACCAGAAUGUCAUUUUCCGGCAACACCACCUUCCUACGAUGCUUCAAGUUCAACGAAUUCCCAACCGGAAAAACCACCGGUUUAUACUCCAGCGAUAUCCUCCCGUCUCUCGGAGCCAAUUUUAACCGCUCAGUUUCACUACGGAAAUACACAGUUUGCCCUUUCGAUAGACGUUACAGGGCCUGGGAGAUGUUUCUGAUUAUUUUGGUCGUUUACUCGGCUUGGAUUUCGCCAUUUGACUUUGGAUUUCUUGAUGAUAAAGAAGGCGCCCUACGGAUCUUUGACAACAUUGUCAAUGGCUUCUUUGCCAUUGAUAUUGUUUUAACCUUCUUCGUGGCGUACCUCGAUUCUCAGUCUUAUGUUAUUGUUGAUGAUCACAAGAAAAUAGCAUUAAGGUACCUAUCAACAUGGUUUAUUUUCGAUGUUAGCUCAACUGUGCCAUUUCGAUCUCUUAGCCUCCUUUGCACAGAUCGUAAAAGUGAAAUUGGGUUCCAAGUACUCAGCAUGCUUAGAUUAUGGCGUCUUAGAAGAGUUAGCUCCCUUUUCGCAAGGCUUGAGAAGGAUAUCCGCUUCAACUAUUUUUGGAUCCGUUGCACAAAGCUAAUCUCGGUGACUCUCUUCGCAGUUCACUGUGCGGGAUGCUUUAAUUAUUUGAUAGCGGAUAGAUAUCCGGACCCACGUAAAACUUGGAUCGGUGCGGUUUAUCCGGAUUUCAAAACAGAUAGUAUUUGGAACAGGUAUGUGACGUCACUGUAUUGGUCAAUUGUAACUUUGACCACAACUGGUUAUGGAGACUUCCAUGCUGAGAAUGCAAGAGAGAUGUUGUUCGAUAUUUUCUACAUGUUGUUCAACUUGGGAUUGACAGCUUACAUCAUUGGGAACAUGACCAAUCUUGUCGUUCAUUGGACUGGCCACACCAGAGAUUUUAGGGAUAAGGUGAGUGCUGCUUCAGAAUUUGCAAAACGGAAUCAUCUUCCUCCACAGAUAAAAGAUCAAAUAUUAUCUCAUAUAUGUUUGGAUUAUAAAACGGAGGGAUUAAAACAGCAAGACACUUUAAACUGUUUGCCAAAAGCAAUCCGUGCAAGCAUUUCACGCCAUCUUUUUUACCCAAUUGUGCAAAACGUUCAUUUGUUUCGUGGUGUUUCCCAUGAGUGCCUUUUCCAGCUGGUUUCUGAAAUGGAGGCAGAGUACUUUCCAUCAAAGGAAGUUGUGAUUCUACAAAACGAGACUCCAACGAAUUUGUACAUACUGGUUACCGGAGCAGUGGAUAUAAUUGCACAUAAUGAAGGCCAAGAUCAGGUGGUAGGAAAGGCUGUGUCAGGAGAAAUGUUUGGUGAAACGGGAGUUUUAUACAAUACGCCUCAGCCAUUCACAUUCCAAACAACUGAGAUUUCUCAGAUACUACGGAUGGAGGGUUCUGCAUUACUCAGGAUUAUUCACACAAAUACACAAGAUGGAUUCAUCAUCAUGAACAAUUUUUACAUGAAACUAAAAGGCCUGGAAAGCUUUGGACAUGCAAAUCAAGCUUUGGUUUCUAAAGAAGGUCAAACAGCUCUUCAUGUUGCUGUGAAGAAAGGGCAUUUAGAAAUGGUGAGACUUCUUCUAGAAGGAGGGGCAAAUGUGAACAAGCCGGAUUUACGAGGGUGCACACCAAAAACUUUAGCUCAACAGCAAGGAAACAAAAGCAUAUAUAACCUCUUAAUAAGCCAUGAAAAUAGAAGAAACGAACACAAAAUAGAAUUUGUGGAGCCCGAAACAAUAAAUACUACAACAUACUUACAUACAAUAAACCGGGACCCGAGUUGUUCCACCUCCUCUUCAGAGCCUACAGCAAGCAGUUCCACUUCCACCAGUCAAAAAGUCAAAAAGUCAAUGAGAAGGGUGACUAUUCAUGCAAAGUUUAAGAUGAAAAAAACAUCAGAAAAUCAGCUUCCAAAGCUCAUAAUCUUACCAGAUUCUUUAGAAGAAUUAUUGAUCUUUGCAGGUCAAAAGUUUGGAGGGUGUAAUUUUGUGAAAGUUGUGAACUCAGAGAAUGCAGAAGUAGAUGAUUUGAGUGUCAUAAGAGAUGGGGAUCACUUGUUUCUCCUUUCAAAUGAUUGUGAAUGUAGGGAUGAUUAUAAUGCGACUUAGAAGC
Molecule: messenger RNA, 2232 nt
Organism: Lactuca virosa
Lineage: Eukaryota; Viridiplantae; Streptophyta; Magnoliopsida; Asterales; Asteraceae
Source: the annotation of a GenBank genome assembly